Messenger RNA from Aspergillus wentii DTO 134E9, 14763 nucleotides. Its product is annotated as AAA family ATPase midasin. Gene Ontology annotation, cellular component: nucleus; preribosome, large subunit precursor. Gene Ontology annotation, molecular function: ATP binding; ATP hydrolysis activity. The transcript is spliced from 2 exons. Bases 1 to 14763 code for a protein of 4920 amino acids. The record is from RefSeq and is a predicted model, not a curated record. NCBI's taxonomy places the organism in Eukaryota, Fungi, Ascomycota, Eurotiomycetes, Eurotiales, Aspergillaceae. Gene Ontology annotation, biological process: rRNA processing; ribosomal large subunit assembly.
AUGGAUGUUAGACCUGCCUAUGAGGGGACUCUCAAUGAGUCCCUGCUCUUCGAGCAGCUCCCGAAUGAGAUCGUGGACCUCAUUCGCACUGCUUCGGGGACUCAGUACCUUAACGCGCUUGCGGUUGGCGCAUUGAAGUCGAAAUGUACAGAGGGGUUUUUUAACCUAUACGAACCGAUUUUUGUCGACUUAGCGGCACGAUGGCUGCUGUCGGAUCUUCAUGCCAAUCAAAUCGAAAUUAUAUCCGCCUUUGCACGGAUUCUACCAUUCGCACCAUAUUUGCGAUCGUUUGCCAGCCAAUAUGCCUUAUCGCGAGCUGGACCUCUAUCGGCAUUGGCAGUGUCGAAGGAACUAACUCUCCUGCAGCUAGAUGAAAACACCAUUCGCACCUUGCUCUUAGCGAUUUUCAGACUUCUCUCCUUUGAUCUCGAAACUUUCUCGAAGGCCGUUUCACCAUUACAACUUCAGUCACUCUUCCAACACCAAGAUCGAUCGAUAAGAUAUCUAGCAGUACGAUGCUUCGCUUUAUACAUGCAUACAGCCGAUGCGGCCACGGAGAAGAUGGUUCGGGGUAACACAGGAGAUGACCCUAUUGAGGGAGAGUGGGAAGGCAUCCGAAUUGACUACCGCUGUCUUGGUCUGUGGGAGGAGCGCCGAUGGGAAACCCUGGAACAGCAGGUUCGGCAUGCAAGGUCAUUACGGUCUGACUCAGAGAUACUAUCGCAGUCUGAAAUGUUACGGGAGUUUUUUACCCCAAGAACUGCAGAGGUUUGCGGUGUUUUGAUCCCUAGACUGAGUGAUGCGUCAAUUCCACCGUCCUCUAUUGUGAAGACACCGACUACGGUAGGAAAUUUGCGAAAGGUUGCGACGGCCUUGCUUGACCCGGAGCCUAUCCUAUUGGUGGGUUUACCCAACUCUGGGAAGACAUCGCUUGUAAACGACAUCGCUGUAACCAUGGGACAAUCGGAAUCCAUGGUCACACUUCAUCUUAACGAACAGACGGAUGCGAAAAGUCUUCUUGGCAUGUAUUCAACCUCUUCUGCUACAGGUUCAUUUGCCUGGCAGCCCGGUGUUUUGACCAAGGCCGCCAGAGAGGGCCGCUGGGUGUUGAUUGAAGACCUAAACCGUGCCCCGUCCGAAGUUAUUGGUCUUAUCCUCCCUAUUAUUGAGAAAGGGGAGUUGACUAUUGCUAGUAGGAAGGAACGCAUAAAGUGUGCUGAUGGGUUCAAAAUUAUUGCGACAAUGAAAUCUUCGUAUAACAUAGCAGGCGAGGAGGUUGCCCCAAGCACCACCAUUCUUGGAAGCAGAUUGUGGCGCAGAGUGCAGGUAGACUCGCUUUCCGUGGAUGAGAUUCGGGAGGUAAUCAUGCAGAAGUUUCCCCUGCUUGAGUCUCGAGUCCCCAUCAUCAUGGAUGUUUAUCGGCGACUUUGCUCGUCCUUUCACGGAAGCCUUGCGAUCAAGAGCUCCCAGGGACGAACGCCUGGUUUGCGUGACUUGAUCAAACUUUGCAGCCGGCUGCAUAGGCGUCUGCAGCGUCUAGGUGCAAAGACUGGUUACGAAGCUACGCCAGAAGGUGCCGAGGAUGAAAUAUUCCUAGACAUUGUUGAUAUAUUCCUGAGAUACAUCCCAGAGAAGUCCUUGGAGAAUUCUCUUUCAUCUGUCGUUGCAGAAGCACUUCAAAUUUCACCCCAGAGAGCACAGUUUUGUCUUCAUGAGCGAACUCCUGCAUAUUCGGACCAAAGCAAUAACCUAAUACUUGGAAGGGAGAAUUGUCGAAAAAUCAAGGUACCAAGCGGAUCGGCAUCGAAACUCGCCGCGGCCUCUUCUCGCUUUGCUUCUACCAGGUCUGCCUUGAAACUCAUGGAACAAGUCGCGGCUGGUGUGCAAAUGGCCGAGCCGAUUCUUCUCGUCGGAGAAACUGGUAUAGGAAAAACAACUGUGGUUCAGCAGCUUGCUACUUUGAUGCGACAGAAACUUACAGUAGUAAACCUGUCGCAGCAGAGUGAAAGUAGUGACUUGCUGGGAGGUUUCAAACCCGUGAAUAUUCGUACAAUGGCAGUCCCGAUGCUCGAUGAGUUUAAUACCUUGUUCGAGUUAACAUUUUCGGCGAAGAAGAACCAGAGGUUCUUAUCAUCUGUUUCGAAGAGUGUUGCGGCAGGAAACUGGCCUCGUCUUGUCAAUCUCUGGCAUGAAGCUGUUCGUUUAGCCGACGGCAUCUUCAACUCUCGUGGCAGCGCGGAUGCAGAAGAACAACCAACCAAGAAAAGGAAACUGGACUCCCCCAAAUACCAGCAUUUGCGACAACGAUGGGAGCGAUUCUCCUCACAACUGGGAGACUUUGAGGCUCAAGUAUCUCAAGGAGAUGCCAAAUUUGCUUUCGCCUUUGUUCAGGGAAAAAUUGUUCGUGCGUUGAGGAAUGGAGAAUGGGUUCUUCUCGAUGAGGUCAACCUGGCCUCUCCGGAUACUCUUGAGAAUAUUGCCAGCCUUCUUCACCACGGCAGCGAAGGGUCACCUUCAGUUCUACUUUCGGAAGCUGGAGACGUGGAAAGAGUUUUUGGACACCCGGAUUUCCGUAUAUUUGGUGCCAUGAAUCCUGCUACCGACGCAGGGAAACGAGACUUGCCCCCGGGUCUUCGUUCUCGGUUCACCGAACUCUACGUUCACUCGCCCGACAAUGAGUUGGAUGACUUAUUGUCACUGAUUCAAAAAUACCUCGGCGACCUGACAUUGCCUGACUCGAGAGCAGUGCCGGACCUUGCACAGCUAUACAUGGAGACAAAGAAACUCAGCAAUGAGAAUAAGCUUACGGACGGAGCUGGGCAACGACCACACUUUAGUAUCCGUACUUUGGUCCGUGCCCUUAUCUAUGUCACUGAUCACGCCCAUGUAUAUGGAUUGCGUCGUGCAAUUUUCGAGGGAUUUUCCAUGAGUUUCUUGACUGUUUUGAGCCAGGACUCAGAAAGACUUUUGAUGCCGCUCCUCGAGAAGCACAUUUUUAGCAACACAAAGAACGCAAGAGCCCUUCUCGGACAAACACCCAAGCCUCCUGCCGAUGGGAAAAGCUACGUUCCGUUUAAGCAUUACUGGAUGCCAUGUGGAAAUAUGACCCCCGAGGAACAGCCCCAUUAUAUCGUUACCCCCUUCAUCGAGAAGAACUUGAAGAAUUUGGUCAGAGCAAGCUCAACUCGCAGAUUCCCAGUUUUGCUACAGGGUCCGACCUCCGCCGGAAAAACUAGCAUGAUCGAAUAUCUCGCCAAGGUAUCCGGAAACAAAUUUGUUCGAAUCAACAAUCACGAGCAUACGGAUUUACAAGAAUAUCUUGGAUCUUAUGUGUCUGGUGAUGAUGGCACUCUUGGUUACCAGGAAGGUAUCCUUGUAGAAGCACUCAGACAUGGAUACUGGAUUGUCCUUGAUGAGCUCAACUUGGCACCCUCGGAUGUUUUGGAGGCAUUGAACCGGCUUUUGGAUGAUAACCGUGAACUUUUCAUACCCGAAACCCAGGAAGUCGUUCGACCGCACCCGAAUUUCAUGCUUUUUGCAACUCAAAACCCUGCCGGUCUUUAUGGUGGACGAAAGGUGCUGUCCCGUGCCUUUCGAAACCGUUUCCUUGAACUGCAUUUCGAUGAUAUCCCAGAGAGUGAACUAGAAUUUAUCUUGAAAGAGCGUUCUCAAAUUGCCCCUUCUUUUUGCACAAGAAUCGUUUCAGUCUACCGGAAGCUAUCGUUAUUGCGCCAGGCCAACCGUCUUUUCGAACAGAAAAACAGCUUUGCUACAUUGCGUGACCUCUUCCGAUGGGCUCUACGACAAGCUGAUGACCGUGAGCAAUUGGCAAUCAAUGGUUUCAUGUUGCUUGCUGAACGAGUUCGGAACCCACAGGAGAGAGCGGCUGUCAAAGGCGUGAUUGAAGAGGUGAUGAAAGUCCGGAUCGAUGAAGAUGAGAUAUAUGGCCAAUCUCAGUUGGAGAAGGCCGCUCCUUUCCUUAAGGAAUUAUCCCCGGGUAUUGUCUGGACAAAGGCAAUGAGACGUCUCUUUGUCUUAGUAUCGAGAGCGAUUCAGAACAACGAGCCGGUUCUUCUAGUAGGAGAAACUGGCUGCGGAAAGACACAGCUCUGUCAGGCAGUAGCAGACCUUUGCAAGAAAGAGCUUUUCACCGUGAAUGCUCAUGUGAACCUGGAGACUGGCGAUCUUAUAGGAGCCCAGCGACCAGUGAGGAAUAGGUCGGCGAUUGAAAAGCAAUUGCUGAGCGAUCUCCAAGAAGUGCUCAGCGAAGAAAGCAUCGAGUUUCAGUCGCUCGAGGAACUGAAACGUGCUUUCAGUGCAAUGGAUCGGGAACGGUUACAAGCCUUUGACCCGGAGUUGGUGCGACGGGUUGAGCAGAACAUCACUCGAUCCAAUGCGCUCUUUGAGUGGUCCGACGGUAGCCUUAUUACCGCUAUGAAAACCGGGCAAUUCUUCCUUCUGGACGAAGUUUCUCUCGCUGAUGACUCUGUGCUUGAAAGACUCAACAGUGUUCUAGAGCCUCAUAGAUCGAUACUUCUCGCUGAGAAGGGCCCCAUCGACUCUAUGGUGGUGGCUGAUGAUGGCUUCCAGUUUUUGUCUACGAUGAAUCCUGGAGGUGAUUAUGGCAAACGUGAGCUUUCGGCUGCGCUUCGAAACCGAAUGACAGAGAUAUGGGCUCCUCAAUUAUCUGAAGAUGAAGAUAUCUUGCCCAUUCUCCAGAUGAAGCUUGAUUUGAAAUUGGACAACAUCCCGAGAGCAAUGUUGCAGUUUGCCAAGUGGUUCAAAUCAGCAUUCCAAAACUCUUCAACUACUUCUCUUUCGAUUCGUGAUCUUCUUGCUUGGGUCGAUUUUGCCAAUAAAUGCCAGAGUUCGGAUCCCUUGUUUGCCAUAGUGCAGGGUGCUGCAAUGGUUUUCAUUGAUACGUUGGGAGCCAACCCCGCUGCUAUGCUUGCAACUGGACUGCACAAUCUUGAGGGCAACCGGCAACUAUGCUUGAAUAAGCUCCAGGAAUUGUUCGCCGUGGACGCUUCGAGCAUUUACUCGCAGAAAUCAACGAUCACCAUCGAAAAUGGAUCUCUGCGUGUUGGACCUUUCUGCCUCCCCGUGGUUGGUGAUGCAACGCCGGAUCCUGAGUUCAUAAUGGAUGCCCCUACCACCAUCGCCAACUCGGUCAGAAUCGCUCGUGGUCUUCAAUCAUCGAAGCCAAUCCUUCUUGAGGGAAGUCCAGGUGUCGGCAAGACCACGCUUGUGACUGCUCUUGCGAAAGCUCUUGGAAAACCGCUCACUCGUAUCAACCUUUCUGAGCAGACAGACCUCACAGAUCUUUUCGGAUCAGAUGUCCCUGUGGAAGGUGGUGACGUCGGUCAGUUCACUUGGCGUGAUGCGCCAUUUCUGCAAGCGAUGCAACGCGGUGACUGGGUUUUACUCGACGAAAUGAACUUGGCUUCUCAGUCUGUACUCGAGGGUCUGAACUCUUGCUUGGACCACCGCCAACUAGUCUACGUUGCUGAACUUGAUCAAACUUUCAAGAGACACCCGAACUUCGUUCUCUUUGCCGCGCAAAACCCUCAUCAUCAGGGUGGUGGGAGAAAGGGUCUUCCUGCCUCCUUUGUCAACCGUUUCACUGUUGUUUAUGCUGACAGUUUCACCGACGCUGAUUUGAAGAGAAUCAGUGCAAAGCUUUUCCCUGGAAGUCCUGCAGCACAAACUGAAAAGUUGGUGGAUUUCGUAUCUUUGUUGAAUCGGGCUAUCGUUAAAGAACGACGGCUAGGAGUCGUUGGUGGGCCAUGGGAGGUCAACUUGCGAGAUAUCCAACGAUGGCUUCAGUUGGCGGAUCGGGGAAACGUGCAGAUACCAACAAACAAUUUCCUCGACAUCAUAAUUUCCCAAAGGUUCAGAAGCCAGGAGGAUCGAGAAGUGGUCUCCCAACUGUACCAGCGGGUCUUUCACGACACGCCGGCUAAUGCCAAAAGUUAUUACCACAACCUCACCCCGGAAUAUAUGCAGGUUGGACUUGGUAUAAUGCGAAGAGAUCCUCUUUUCCAACGCAGCCUCGAACCACAGAUGCAAAUACUGCCAGGGGAUCUUCCCAUUCUCGAGUCACUUAUUCUGUGUAUAGAGCAGUCGUGGCCAAGUAUUUUGGUUGGAUCAGCUGGUUGUGGCAAGACUACUUUAAUCCGAAAGGCCGCAGCGAUCAGCGGCUCAGACCUUGUCGAACUAGCACUGAGCGCUGACACCGACACCAUGGACUUGAUCGGUGGAUUCGAACAGAUUGACUACAAGAGAGAGAUCUCAUCUCUUGCCCAAGAGAUUUCCUAUUUCCUUCAGCAGCAUAUAAUUUCUGCCCACUCAUCAGGAGAAACUUCAGAGGCAAUUUCCACCUUCCUCGACCUCCAUGAAUUAUUCCAGGGGCCCGAUGCAUCAUUGGAUACUAUCUGCUCGUCACUCUCAAUGCUAUGCCAGGCGUAUUCGCACCCGAUUCUUGAGGAGUUUUUGACUCGAUCUCAAAAUCUGUUGAAUGUCUCAAAACAAUCCGAUAAGAUGAGGGUUGGUUUUGAGUGGACCGAGGGUGUCCUGACGCAAGCUGUCCAGCAUGGCCGUUGGGUUGUACUUGACAAUGCAAACCUAUGCAAUCCAUCUGUACUUGACCGACUGAAUUCUUUGACGGAGCCAAACGGAGCCCUCAUACUCAAUGAACAACGGACCGAGGAUGGAUCUGCUCGGAUCAUUAAGCCGCACCCGAACUUCAGGCUCUUUUUGACAAUGGAUCCUCGCCAUGGCGAGUUGUCUCGUGCUAUGCGCAAUCGAUGUGUUGAAAUUUGUUUCUUGCCCCAGGAAGUCGACGAAUCUCACAGCCUUCUUGGACCAGCUUACACUAGCGAAUCUUUCUUGUAUCGUCUUCGACCCGUCUGGAAUGCCAAACCAUCAUUCAAUGCUGAAAAUCUGGCGAGACUUUCAUAUGAAGUACGCCUAGAUCAUCUAUCCAUUCCAGACCUGGCCUAUCUCCAGCGUUCGUCGACUGUUCUGCCUCCACCCAAUUUCGAACACUCACAGGGUGAAUCAUUCUCGUCAAUCGUGCAGCGUUAUGCUUCCAUGAUACAUGAAAAUUCGUCUUGGAAACCACUUGAUCAUGUCAAACAGGAAAUCCCACUUGGCGGUGCUUCGAUGGCUGUCCAGGGAUACUUCCAGCCCCUUCACCCACUUGUCAAUGAGCCGUUGGCCAUGAUAGCGGGAGCAAAUGUGCCUCUGUCAUGGUUGAUUAUCCUGGCACAAUUGCAGGAGUGCAAGCUGGAUCUUUAUCGCUUACGAGAAGGUUUGAUACGAGCAGAUGAAUCCGGAAAACUCCUUAAGCCAAGCCAAAUGACUCGCUUAGAACGCUCGUUGGCAUCAGGACGGGUGCCCGCUUUGAUGAAGGACGCAACACAACCAGUUGGUUCAUUCUUAUCUGAUUGUGGACAAGCGCUUUACGACUUUAUCCAAGGCUUAGACCAGGAUGCUCUUCAAAUCCCUGAGUUGGUGGCUGCUCUUCGGGCCAUUGUCAAUUUCUGCGCAGAUAUCUUCCGGGUUACAGAAGUAAAGCAAGUGGACGAGGGCGCAUUCCAGAUCUAUCUUCAAAUUGGUAAAGAAUUGUGCGUCUCCUUGCAAGACUCAUGGCCGUUAUUGGAACCGUUGGCUGUCGCUUUAUCUGAGUAUCUCGGCCGGUUCCAAGCGGGAUGGGCCUUGACCACGGGACUUAGCAUGCAAAAGCUUUGGGAAUCAUGGAGGCCAGCAACCCCCGCUACCCAGGAACAGUUGAAGUCUUUGAUGGAAUUGGAGUCUGUUGUUCUUGAGUUCACCGAUCUUGCUACCAAGACACGCCUGGAAUUGUCUCAGUUGAGUCAAGUACGGUCAUCCUUGAUUGACGCACAACGAUCCAUUCUUUUGGACGGAGCCGAUGGAGAAUUUCUUGUACAGGGUGUCAAGCAGAUAGUCGCGGAACUGUCGAAGGCCGUUCAGCAUGCAGAUUCGACAGAAAAGCCUUACUUUUUGACCAAUUUUGAAGCCCUGUGUCAAUAUCGCGAUAUUUCAUCUUUCUGGAAAUCUGGACAAGCAAGCGAUCCGGCAAUUCAAAACCUCCUACCGCUGUUGGCUGGUCGCCCAGCUCGGCCCUUGGACGCAUCCAAACUCAAGAACAAUGUUCCAGAUAUUCUCCAUAGGAUUUCAUUGUUCUCCGGGUGUGGGGACUCAAGCUCUCCGAAUGCCAUCGGUGGAAUUGUCUCCCUCUCCCUCUUACAAAAACUGACAUACGUUGGUGUUACAAGUUUGGGCCAGAUCAAUGCCUUGGAAGCUGAAAAGAAAAUUCUUUCCAAAGCCGUGGCUGCAACCAGUGAGGAGAUUGCCGUGGAUCAGACUAAAAUUCUGAGGCAAAUGCUGUCAAGGCUGGCUAUGGAGCUAGUCGUCCUCCACGGUGAGCUAUUUGAGCCACAGUGCUUGGAACACCUGACCGCGAUUCUUCGGUCGGUAGAGGAGAAGGGCUCGUGGACCGGCCCGCCGUUGUAUGAAAUUCAAGUGGAGAAGAGCUUACCGGGUGAUCAUUUCUUCAGAGCCUUUGCCAAGCAAGCUCUCCCAAGUUUGAUAUCCUCUUUGACAUCGAAUGCACCUGAUGCAACGGGAGAACUUCGAAAGACUGGGCUGGCCACGGUGCAGCUGGCAAUCAUGCUGUUACGGCUCUUCGUGCCAGACAAGCCCUUUGACCCCUCUCUCGGCCUCGUCGUUCAAAGAGAAAGACAUGCGCAACUUGCUCAUGACCUUAGCACGAAAUCCGAGGCUAUAUCUUCGUUCGAAAUCACCUUUUCUGGCCAGUCUUCCAACAUGCGUUACAAAAUAGUCCAGGGUCAAUUGCAGGAUCUGGGUUCCGCGCCGCCUCCUUCAUCUGUAAACCGACCACAAGACUCGGAGAUCGGUCUUCUACAGGGCGAAUUCUCCAAUCUUAUCAACUCUGUCCUCAACAGGAACCCUGAGGACAUGGUUAUCGCAGCACUGGACAAGAACCCGCAGUCUGUAGAGAUGGUCAAACUUCUCCGUGACAAUGUUCAACAGCUGAGCCAUCGUCUAAGUACUAAUUACAGAUCUUACGACGAUAUCACGGUUCCCGUUGUUCGUUUCCUCCAAAUCUUGGAGCUGGGACUUUUCAUGACCUCAAGCCAAACCCAGGACUCGAAUGGUGCUCAGGAUAUACUGGCUAUCAGUGAGACCACACCAUUCUUAGGUGGAACCAUCCACCCGAUGUCCGCUUCCAACAAUCAGGACACUUCAUUCGGGUCAAAGUAUGCAGUCGAUAUGCGAUUCCACGAGUUGUCAUCUCUCGGGGUGGCCCAAGUCGCGGACUCUACCCUCAUCCACACUCGGGCAGGACGUGAUACCCUUCGUCGAAUCUUGGAACAGUUCCAUGUAUUAUGGAAAACAAAACUCCGAGAGGACCAGGAAGACGAGGCUAAGAGAAAUAAUUUGUACCGUUAUCGAGGGUCCUGGGAGGAUAGUGAAGAGGUCGAUGAGAAUGAGCUACGCGAGCUUUUCCCCACGUACGACAAUGACUCUGCCGAAGAAAGCAACGAACAGCCUCGCUUUGACCCCAAAGCCAUAUCUGUUCGACUCUCUUCCCUUCACGCACAGCUAUUCGAAUCCCAAGACCCCGAAAGAGCUCUCAUCAGCUUCGUCAAAGAAUCUUCCCGCUUGUUGGGAUCGAUUUGGUCGGAUUGCCAAGGCUCGGUAUCAUUGACACAGCCUAAAGAACAACUCCCUGGUGUUUUCCUGCUACUUGAAGAUGCCAUUAACGGAGAGGCACAGCCACCAGCAAAUAAGUUCAACUUCUAUACUGAUUCGAACUCUGCUGAAGCCAAAAGGCUUAUGUCUCUGACUCUUUCUGUGCAAUCUCGGUUUAUUCAGAUUCAAACAGCCUGGCCAGAACACGCCAUCCUUCAGGAUGUCAUCAUCUGCUGUAAAGAGAUCCUUCAGUUCAAGCACACAGAGCCAGUGGCCAAGUUCAUCACCAAGGUGGAAAAGCUCUAUUCCCUUGUUCACGAAUGGCAACUUGUGGCUAGCCGAGAAUAUUCUGCAGCUUCGCUUUUCGAUGAACUCACCGGCCUAAUCAUAAGCUGGAGGCGCCUCGAGUUGUCGACUUGGGCAAGACUUUUAGACCUCGAAAAAGAAAAGUGCGAUCAAGAUGUCAGCUCCUGGUGGUUUGUUGCCUACGAAGCGAUUAUCGCAGCGCCUAUUCAAAUGGCGGAGUCUGACCAAGCUGGUCUACAUGGCCAUAUUCAAGAGGUUGUUUCAACACUUGAAAACUUCUUCUUAUCAACAACCCUAGGCCAAUACAGUGAACGUCUUCGACUCGUUAGCAACUUCCGCUCUCUACUAUUGCUCUACGUUAAGGAUCUCCCUGCCCUGCAGCAGCUUGCUUCAGCAUUGGAAAACUUCCUUCAGCACUACAGACCAUUCGAGCCUUUGGCACACAAACUUCUGGUUGAUAAGAGAUCAGCUCUGGAGAAGGACAUCAAAGAGCAAAUUCAGCUGGCGAGCUGGAAGGACACCAAUAUUGUUGCUCUUAAGGAAAGUGCACGGAGAUCGCAUAUUAAGUUAUUCAAGCUGGUUCGAAAAUACCGCGAAAUCCUGGCUCUGCCUGUCCAGCAAAUUUUGGAUCAAGGGAUGCCUGAUGACAACGAAGAUAAGACACAGUCUAGCUCCGCCCAGAGAGAUGUGGCCCUAGCCUCGAUUGUUUCUCCUGAGGCUCUCGCCAUGUGCCAGCAAAAGAACAAUGAAAUUUGGCUCAACAGGGCGCCUCGUUUCCAAAAUCCAGAUGGCACAGCUACCAACAUGAUGAGUGUCUACUCCUCAAUUUCUACCGAGUUUGAUAUAUCAGAAGAUCUCGAGAGCUUCGCAAGCUCCGUGGUCGAGGGUAUCAAGGAAUUCAGGUCGCAGACGCCAAAGGUCUUGACCGAAGAAAAUAAAGAUGAUGUUCAACACCUCAAGAUCCAGAAACGUCGUCUAUACUCAGACACUUUGCGACAGCUUCUGGAAAUGGGCAUCAAGCGGAGUGCAAGUACCAAUCUGGUAGAAACACAGGCAUCUAUCGCACAAGUCCUUACCACCAGUCCCGCUCUAGAAGCUGGAUCUGUUGUCUCGCGUUUGAUCCACAGUGCCGACUCUUAUUUCCAUAGACUGUUGGAUCUGCUUCCCCGUGUUCGUGAAGCAUCAAGGAAUUACUCCGAAGAUCUUAGCAAUGUUGAAGUUUCAAGAAGUUUAGGGUCCGUUGAGCAUCUCUUGUUCCUAGCAAGGAAGCAGAGAGGCACUAUCUCCCCCGCAAUUUUGGAUCUGGGAUCAUUCGAGUCGACUCUCGUCAAGAUGUCCAACCUUUGGAGUUUUGGAUCUGGUUCGCUUUCCAAGUCUUCGCCGAGAUUCCCAGAGCAAAGACAGGAUUUGUCAAGGAUGGUGGCGUGGCUGGCACCUAUAAUUGGGUUAGCCGCCAUGAUUGUCGAAGUCCAUUCUCGAUUCUCCGGUGUUGACUCUUCGCCCAUCUCCAAAGCUUUGCAUGCCUGGAAAGAUACCUUCAACCGCUUAAGAAAAUCAUUGGAGGGCCUCCCGGAGCUGCCAAAUGGAAUUGUUUCAAACCUUCAUAAAGCAACGGUUGAUGAAGCAUCAGAUUCAAUUGCCCGAUUAAACAUGGAUGUGAUGAGAUGGUCUGAAGAUCGUCCGGAUCUACUUUUCGCAUUAAGCCAGAUAACACCUUGGGCUACGACCAGGGCGGAUUCGACCGUGCAGAUUGGCGAAACUGAUGCUUUGGCUGUUCAAGAAUUCGACGGGGCUCUUCUCACUGCAGUCGACAAGAUACUCAUUAGCCUCCAAAAACUGAAGGAGAUUCCUGCCUCGAUCAUAUCUCCAGGUGCAAUUUCAAGGAGCGACGAGUUCUUUACUCGGACAGUGAAGGCUAUUCGUAUCUCUGAUAUUACAUCAUCUCUCGAGUUUGUGUUGGACAAGCUGCAGUAUCUUCAGAGUCACACAUCUGGCGGAAUUUCUUUCGCUUCCGCCUUGGUGGCCACUGUGCUCCCGAUCACUAACAAGUAUUACCACAUUUGCAAAGACCUAAUCGACCGCUUCAUCUCCGUCCACAGGGAAACGUGCAAGAUGUCCUAUCUUCUCGCACAGUCCUUCACGCAGAUCGCGUCCCAGGGAUUCUGCAGCCCAAGCGAGGCUUCCACAGAGGAGGAAAGCAAGUCUGGCAAGCUCGAGAGUGGUACUGGUCUUGGCGAUGGUGAUGGUGCUGAAGAUAUCAGUAAAGACGUCGGGGACGACGAGGACCUGUCAGAACUGGCGCAGCAAGAGCAAAAAGAAGAACCUACCGAGGACAUGGACAACUCUGCAGAUGCGGUUAACAUGGACCAGGAAGAAAUGCAGGGAGAGGCAGGAGAUCGCAAAGAAGGCGACGAAGAAGAGGAAAACGACAGUGGUGAAGAGGGAGAGGACGAUAUAGACGAGGAAGUUGGCAGCGUCAAUGAUCUGGACACCUCGGCAGUGGACGAAAAGAUGUGGGAUGGCGAUCAUGACGACAAACAGAAGGAGGCCGAGAAUGAAGAAGGGAAGGGUGAGACCGAAGCUGAUCAACAGACUGCAGCCCAGGAGCAGGAGAAAAAGAAUGAAAAGGAAGGAAAAGAGGGCGAUGAAGAAGGGGAGGAAAGUGAAGAGGAUGAAGAAGCUCCUGAAGACGAAGGCGAGGCUGUUGGGCGUGAGGAUAUGGAGGUAACAGAUCCACAUGCCAAGGAAGAAGAUGCACUGGACCUUCCCGAUGAAAUGCAGCUGGAUGGCGAUGAAAAAGAAGGGGAAGAUGAUCUUGGAAGUGAUGACGGCAUGGACGAUGGUCUUUCGGAUAUGGGUCCUCCUCCUGCCGAGGACGAGCAAGUUGGAGACCUUGACAAUGCCGCUGAAGAUGAAAAUAUGGAUCAGCAAGGAGAAGAGCAGGAUGGCAACGAGAAUGGUGAAGAAAUGCCUGAAGAGGGAGAUGCCAAUGAGGCCGAGGGAGAGGAUGAAGCCAACGAAGCUGGCGAGGAUCAGCCGGAAGAGGCAGAGAAAGAAGAUUUCCUAGCCCAGCGUGACGAGAAUGAAGCUGAUGGAGAGAAUGUUGCUCCUAGCGAAGCUGUUAACGGUGGACUGGGUGCUGAACAAGACCAAAACGAUGAAAAAGGUGCAUCUGGCGAUGCACAACAGGAAAACGGCUCUACAGACCCUGCAAACACAGAGCAACAGACCGGCGCUGCCAACGAAGGCGAAGAUAGCAAGCGGAGCCAAGACGCAGGUGGUGGGGAUGACGCGAACCCGCAAGAUCCUCAAAUGCAAGCGUUCAAGAAAUUGGGCGAUAUUCUCGAGCAAUGGCAUCGCCGCCAGAAGGAAAUUCAGAAUGCAUCAUCACAGGAAGAGGACCAAACCCAGCAGCCCCCUGAAGAUACCGACAUGGGUGAUGCUGAUUUCGAACAUCUCGCGGAUCAAGACGAUAUCGCUGAUACCCAAGCCCUUGGUCAAGCUAGUGAAGAACAAGCUCAAGCUCUUGACCAAAACAAGGCUGUGGAGUCUGAAAAUAAGCCCGAGGAAAGUCAACACUUGCCAGAUGUGUCCGACGACCAGCAGGAUCUUCUUGACAACCAGCUGGCGGAUGAGAUGCAGCUAGACCAGGAAAUGGCUCCCAGAGACGGAGAAGGCGCAGGGGCUAUGAUUCCUGGCAACUCUCAGACCCAGGAACGAACGAACGAUGCCCAUGGCCAACAGGAAAUUAACGAACAAUUGGAUGAGGUCGACGCUCAUUUGGAGGCGAUUCAUCUAUCGUCCAGCCUCCCGCCGCUUACUCCCCAGGACGAGGCUCGACGACUCUGGGCACACUACGAAUCGGCCACGAACGACCUUUCUCUGUCACUGACAGAGCAACUGCGUCUCAUUCUGGCACCGACGCUUGCAACUAAGCUACGUGGUGAUUUCCGAACAGGAAAGCGACUGAACAUCAAGCGCAUUAUUCCAUACAUCGCUUCGCAAUACAAGCGUGACAAGAUCUGGAUGCGGCGCUCCAUUCCCUCCAAGCGCAACUACCAAAUUAUGCUUGCCGUCGACGACAGUAAGUCCAUGCUUGAGAGUGGAAGUGGCCAGCUGGCGUUCGAAACCCUUGCCCUCGUUGCAAAGAGUCUUAGCAUGCUCGAAGCAGGAGAUCUGUGUGUCCUCGGCUUUGGCAAUGAGGACCAUGUCCGGGUUGCCCAUGAAUUCGGCAAGCCGUUCUCUUCGGAGGCCGGAUCGCAGGUGUUCCAGCAUUUCAGCUACCAACAAACUGGAACCAAUGUGCGCAAGUUGAUUGCCGAUUCCAUUGCUUUGUUCCGAGAGGCCCGUUUCAAGCGUUCGCCAGGAUCAGGCAACGCCGACCUCUGGCAGCUGCAACUCAUCAUCUCUGAUGGUAUCUGUGAGGACCACGCAACUAUCCAACGCCUCGUGCGCCAGGCUCAAGAAGAAAGAAUCAUGAUCGUGUUCAUUAUCGUUGAUGCCGUGAAGGGAAGCUCCAUCAUGGACCUCAGCCAAGCGACCUUUGAACCCGACAUGGAGAGUGGUACUGGGGAGAUGAAGUUGAAGAUGAAGAAGUACCUCGAAGGAUUCCCAUUCCCUUACUAUCUGGUUGUGCGUGAUGUUCGGGAGUUACCGGCUGUAUUGGCCACGGCGUUGAAGCAAUGGUUUGCUGAAGUUGUUGAUGUUUCAUCUUGA